CACCACUGUCCGGUUGAUUGCCAUGAGAGCCCAGCUCACUCUAGCGCUUCUUCUCUCCCUCGCGGUUGCCUCCACCAGCCCCCUCGCUGUCGCCGACGAUCUUGACUAUGGUGGUGGAGUGAAGAAAUCUGAUGCCGCCUCGGACGUCUCCGCCAGUGCCGAGACGAAACCCGAGGCUGACUCCUACGUCCCCGCCAACGCUGAGAAGAAACCCGAAGCCGUCGCAGCCAGCACCCAGAAUAAACCCGAAGUUGCCUCUGAUGUCUCUACCAGCGCUGAGAAGAAACCCGAGGCUGACUCCUACGUCUCCGCCAGCACCGAGAAGAAACCUGAAGCCGCCUCUGACGUCUCCGCCAGCGCCGAAAAGAAACCCGAGGCUGCCUCCGACGUCUCUGCCAAUGCAGAGAAGAAACCAGAGGAUGACUCCUACGUCUCCACUAGCUCUGAACAGAAACCUGAAGCCGUCUCCGCCAGCGCCGAGAAGAAACCUGAAGCCGCCUCCGAUGUCUCCACCAGCGCUGAGAAGAAACCCGAAGCCACCCCUGAGAAGAAACCUGAGGCCGACUCCUACGUCUCCACUAGCGCCGAGAAGAAACCUGAAGCUGCCUCCGACGUCUCUGCCAGCGUCGAUAAGAAACCCGAAGCCGCUCCUAAGAAGAAACCCGAGGCCGACUCCUACGUCUCCGCCAGUGCUGAGAAGAAACCUGAAGCCAACUCUGACGUCUCCGCCAACAUCGAGAAGAAAACCGAAGCCGCCCCUGAGAAGAAACCCGAGGCCGACUCCUACGUAUCUACCAACGUUGAGAAGAAAUCCGAAGCUGCCUCUGACGUCUCUGCCAGCGCUGAGAAGAAACCCGAGGUCGCCACUGACGCCUCUGCUAUCCCUGAGAAGAAACCUGAAGCCGUCUCCGACGUCUCCGCUAGCAUGGAGAAGAAACCCGAAGUCGUCGCCGACUACGCCGGUGCUAAGAAGAAACCUGAUGUCGCCCCCGACAAUGUUGUUGUAGAGAAGAAUCCGGUAAACUCCUCUGGCUAUGCCGGCAUGGAGAAGAACCCUGAAGGUGCCACCAAGGCCGCCGGGAAGAAGAAAUCUGAGGUUGCCUCAGAGAAGAAAUCCAAAAAAAAGAGCGAGCCCUCCCAGCCUUCCACAACUGAGAAGAAACCCAAAGGGAAAAACGACCAUGGUACCGAGAAGAAGUCCAAAGGCAAGAAGGACGCCUCUGGAUACACAGGUGCGGAGAAGAAACGAAAAGCAAAAGUAGAUUCGCCCAAGAAGGCUGGGGCCAAGAAGAAACCAGAGAUGCUAAAGAAGGAAGAGCCUAAGAAGAAUGACAAGCCCAAGUCGUCAGCGCCGGCCACAACUGAUGCUUACGUCGCACCGAAGGAAGAGACGAAGAAGCCAGAAGCUGCCACGCCCGAUACCUACACCGCACCAAAGGUGGAACCAAAGAAGGAGGAGCCAAAGGUACCAGCAGCCGACACCACCGAUAGAUAUGCCAAACCAAAGAAGGCCCAACCGGAGACGUCGGCGGCUGCAACAUCUGAUAGCUACACCGUGUUGAAGAAUGCUCAGCCAGAGACACCGGUAGCUAGCACAACUGACAACUAUGAUGUGCCAAAGACUGCCAAGCCGGAGACGGAGGCGGCCAGCACAACCGAUAGUUAUGCUGCGCCGAAGACUUCCCAGCCAGAGACACCAGCGGCCGAAACAACCGAUGCUUAUGCUGCGCCGAGACCGAGGCCGUGGAACAAGAAGAUUGGCCAUUUACCCCCGCCGCACAUGUAAGUUCAACAAUUUACCCAGUUUCUGAGCGAUCAAACAAAACAACUUCCCCUCUCAUCUCACUUGGGGAGCUACUAUGACCGGAAAACUGGCCCACACUCAUUUUUAUACCCCAAUUUUCAUUGUGUAACCACUUACCCACAAUGUACCACUUAUGCAACUCUGUUUGCAAUUAUUGUAUUGUUAUGUAAAGAGAACUCAUGUACCUGUCAUGUAAACAAACCGGUGUUUGAUAACCCACAAGUAUAGGGGAUUGCAACA
Messenger RNA from Triticum aestivum (bread wheat), 2044 nucleotides. RefSeq names its product nucleolar protein dao-5. The record is from RefSeq and is a predicted model, not a curated record. The coding region runs from base 23 to 1786 and encodes 587 amino acids. The transcript has a single exon. Lineage: Eukaryota; Viridiplantae; Streptophyta; Magnoliopsida; Poales; Poaceae.